Messenger RNA from Bombus pascuorum, 2471 nucleotides. Its product is annotated as LIM/homeobox protein Awh-like. NCBI's taxonomy places the organism in Eukaryota, Metazoa, Arthropoda, Insecta, Hymenoptera, Apidae. Gene Ontology annotation, molecular function: DNA-binding transcription factor activity, RNA polymerase II-specific; RNA polymerase II transcription regulatory region sequence-specific DNA binding. The transcript has 4 exons. Gene Ontology annotation, cellular component: nucleus. Bases 982 to 1971 code for a protein of 329 amino acids. The record is from RefSeq and is a predicted model, not a curated record. Gene Ontology annotation, biological process: neuron differentiation; regulation of transcription by RNA polymerase II.
GAAUAGAAUUAGCGAACUGCAAUGUUUACGGAACGUCGAACAAAGUGUAACGCACUAUUAAAAACGCGAUCGAAAUCCGACGGUUCACAAGUGUAUCAUAUAUGUAUAAAAGUUUCUUGCAAGAAAGCGCAGAAACUCAAAGGAAGAAGCCGGUGACAAAAGAAACGUGGAAAGAAAUAGAAAGUGAGAGACGCGAUCAGCAAAAAUCAACAAAGAGAACCAACUCUACUAUAAGGAACACGUUGCCCGCAGAAAUUCCAUUCGAUUGUGAUUCGCGACUUCCCCCACUGCUCUGCAAGGAAUUUACGAUACCAAAAGCCUCAGUGGUGGGUUUUCGCGCAUGGAACAUGGGCGUGAUCGAUUGGGCGGAGCCUGGUUGUCGUUCCAGGGGUCUUCGUCCCGAAAAGCAUCGUUCCUGUGCCACGAACAACCCCGAGUCGAGUCACGCAACUCCGUUCCCCACCACUCAGCCUCCGACGUUCUAACACACGCAUACACGUGUACAUGCAUGGAACGUGCACGGAGUGGAAACAGUGCAAAGAAGCGUGAAUACACAGCGUGAAUGUGUGAGUGAUAGACCGAAGCGACGAUUGCAGAGUGUGGAAGGGGCAGGAUCGAGGAUGCCAGUCUUCCCCGGGCCACGGAUCUGGACAGCGUAUUUUCUGCGAUCCUUUUCGAUCCUACAGAUCCGCGAUUUUUUAUUCCUCGCGAGUCUCCUGGUUUGGCUUUCUUUCGUUUGAUACUGAAACUUACUCGUUUGGAAGGAGUUAUCGGAUCGUAGCGCGAGUUUUAGUUUCAAAGUGUUGUGAAGGGACUUUGUGAACUACACGCAUAUAUAGAUUGACUACUGACAUGUUUUUGUCAGUUUAGCACGUGUAUUUGGUAUAUCAGCAGACUCUUUUUUUGCUUGCUCGAUGAUUAUGAAAAUGAAGAGAGGCAGUUUGUGAGUUAAAAGGAAGUUCUGGACUGAUUUCAGGAAAGAUGAAGACGGAAAUCGAGACGGAGCCAGAUUGCACGGACAACAUCCUUUGUUCAAACAACAACAACAACGUGAACGCCAAUAACAACAACGUAACCAGCAUAAAGAAAGCUGCUACUAAUAUCAACAACAACGACAGUCACGAUGGAAUGGAAAUGGACUGUGGCGGUUGCGGAGAAAGCGUUCGCGAGCGGACUGUCCUCUGUGUAGGGGGUCGUACCUGGCAUUCCAGAUGUCUGAAAUGUUGCGCCUGUGCGAGGCCUCUGCACGAUCAGCACUCCUGUUUUCUUCGAGGGAUGAGACUGUACUGCAGGCACGACUACGCCUUAACCUUUGGUGCAAAAUGUGCGAAGUGUGGUCGAAGCGUAGGUGCUGGUGACUGGGUGAGAAGAGCCAGAGAAAGGGUAUAUCACUUGGCUUGUUUCGCCUGCGACGCCUGUUCUCGUCAGCUGUCGACGGGGGAGCAAUUCGCCCUGCUGGAUGCCCGAUUGCUCUGCAAGGCUCACUAUCUCGACGUCGUCGAAGGAAACAAUACCUCAUCCUCGGAAGAUUGCGACUCCGAGCACGGUGGCAAAGGCAGCAAGACGAAGAGGGUCAGGACUACUUUCACGGAGGAGCAACUCUCUGUUUUGCAAGCGAACUUUCAGUUAGACAGCAAUCCCGAUGGCCAGGAUCUUGAAAGAAUAGCUCACGUUACGGGACUGAGCAAACGAGUGACGCAAGUCUGGUUUCAGAACUCGAGGGCCAGGCAGAAGAAACACAGUGGAAAGAUCAAAACGCAAAUGCACCAUUCACCACCAAUGCAACAUCAUCCAGGUGAUUUGUACCCAACCAGUGUAAACAUGGUAGGUGCCUAUUUAGGGGGGUAUCAAGGCGGCAGCGCAGGAAGCGAAAGUCCUGGCAGUCCAUUGACACCACUCACUCCUUUAACACCUCUAACACCGACAACGCCCAAUCACCUACAAGCCCAGUUCUGUCAUCAAACGGGUUAACUUUAUUUAGUAACAAUGUCCAAUACCGGUGAUCAUUGUUUUACCUUCGUCGAUCGUUUCUAAGUCUAAUAUGGUUUGCAAUGGAAAAUUUAGCGUUCGAAUUUAGAAGAACAUCGAUCUAUUAGAGAGGAAGAAAUUAUAAAAUUCUAGGAUUUCGAAGGGGGUACAUUGAUUCAUUCGAAAGUUUUGAUACAAAUUUAGCAUAAAUUUUUUCAUAGAUUUACGAGAAUUUGGAAUAUAGUAGAACCUCGAUUAUCAUUAAGGGAAUACUUGAUUAUUCGAACAUCGAUCGAUUAAAAAUUUGCAUAUGGUUUCCUCUAGGGAAAAUUGUAAAAUAAAAAUAUGGUCAAGGUUUUACUUAAAAAGAUUAUUUCAAACGAACCCUCUUUGAAUUCUAGAACGCUUAAGGAUAAGUUUUAAAUAAUUGAGAUAUUCUCUGUCUUUUUUUGUACAUAGUCAAAAUGAUUUGUUUCAAACAAAGCGAGAAGUAAAAGUGAUAU